CUCCUCUGCCGUUUCUGCACCGAGGCCUACUAUGCCAUCUCCACUUCGAGCAUAAGACUGAGCCAUACUUCCUCAUUCAAAUUGUCAUGACGAAACAAUCUAUUCGUCCAUAAAAGUUCAUUAGAUCUUCCCAGUGCUACCCUCGAUCUGUCCAAUAUUCAAUUCGAACCUCCAGUCCACCAUCGUCAGUCAUUCCAGCAGCGAAAGGAUGGAUUUCGGCAAGAUGAUGGACGAUGCUGGCAAAGGCUUCGAUGAGUUUGCCACCAAUGCUGGGAAGAGUUUCGAAGAAGCCGGCAAGGGAAUGAACGAAUUCGGAGAGAACGUGCAAAAACAGGCAAAUGAAGCUGGCAAAGCGGCCGACGAGUUGGGAAACAACAUGUCUCACACGUUUUCUGAAGUUGUUGGAAACGCCUUGAAGCAGGCCGAACAGCUCGUCAUCAAGUUGACCAAGGAGGUCUCAGAAGACGCGAAAAGAGCUCUUGGCUUAGCGCAGGAUGCUGAACGAGAACUUCCUAUGAUGGCCCUGAAAGUGUCAGACUGGGUAUCCACCAUCUUGCCCAAACUACUUGAGGCAGCCGGAGACCUUGGUGAGAGCAUCAAAGAGCAAGUCCAAAAGGCUCAAGAAUGGGUUUCAGAGCACCCGGAAGUUGUGAUGUAUAUCGUUCUCGGCGUGACGGGUAUCGUUAUCCUAGCGGUACCCGGUUUACUCAUGACCCCGAUUUUGAGCGGCCUGGGCUUUGGUGCUUCAGGAAUCGCGGCAGGGUCUAUGGCAGCAGCAAUCCAAUCCGGCAUCGGAAGUGUCGCGGCCGGAAGCGCCUUUGCUGGCCUAACGAGCGCAGCCAUGGGUGGUCUUGAAGGCACAGCCAUUGCCGCUGUCGGUCAGGCUAUUGGAGCAGCUAUGGCGGCGGGUGGUGCUGCUGGUGCUGCUUCGAAGUUGAUGAACAAUGAGUAGAAGCCCAAACCUUGUCGACUGGUACCUAGGAAUCGACUCAAAGCCGAAGAGGUGGCAGAAUGCGGAUAAUCGUCGGGAUAUGGUAGUUGGACGCAAAAGAUCCAAAUG
Messenger RNA from Neurospora crassa OR74A, 1060 nucleotides. RefSeq lists its product as hypothetical. NCBI's taxonomy places the organism in Eukaryota, Fungi, Ascomycota, Sordariomycetes, Sordariales, Sordariaceae. The coding region runs from base 209 to 952 and encodes 247 amino acids. The transcript is spliced from 6 exons. The record is from RefSeq and is a predicted model, not a curated record. Gene Ontology annotation, cellular component: membrane.